Molecule: messenger RNA, 784 nt
Organism: Lepisosteus oculatus (spotted gar)
Lineage: Eukaryota; Metazoa; Chordata; Actinopteri; Semionotiformes; Lepisosteidae
Product: beta-crystallin A2
Biological process (GO): lens development in camera-type eye; visual perception
Molecular function (GO): structural constituent of eye lens
Source: RefSeq, a predicted model, not a curated record
GCCUGGUACUAUAUAAACACUGGAGCAAAGCUUGCCCCCGACAUUGACUUUACUGGAUCUGUCCACUUCAGAAUAAGAAGGUCAUUGGAGCCAGCAAAAAUGACUACGCAACCAAUGGUCGAACAAAUGGGACAGUGGAAAAUCACUGUGUGGGAGGAGGAAAAUUUCCAAGGAAAACGUUGCGAGUUUAUGAUGGAAUGUCAGAACAUCAUGGAGAGAGGAUUUCACAAGAUCCGCUCCAUCAAGGUGGAGAAUGGCCCCUGGGUCGGCUAUGAGUAUCCUGAGUACCAAGGCCAGCAGUUCAUCCUGGAAAAGGGAGACUAUCCUCGCUGGGAGGCCUGGAGUGGAAACAGUGGCUACAGAACGGAGCACCUGCUGUCCUUCAGACCAAUCAGAUGUGCUAAUCACAGUGACAGCAAGGUGACUCUGUACGAGUGCGAGGACUUCCAGGGCCGGAAGUUUGAAAUGUGUGAUGACUACCCCUCCCUGCAAGCCAUGGGCUGGUGCAGCAAGGAGGUCCCAUCAAUCAAAGUCAACUCUGGGGCUUGGGUAGCCUAUCAAUACCCAGGUUACCGUGGAUACCAGUACAUCCUGGAGAGAGACAGACACAAUGGAGAAUACAGAAACUACAAUGAGUACAGCACCCAGGCUCACACCAACCAGAUUCAAUCUAUCCGCAGAAUUCAGCACUAAGUCCAACCUACACUUUUCCUUACAGUGAUUAUGUAUCUAGCAUUGCAUGAAAUGUACUAAAAUAGGCAAUAAAAGCAUUGUUCAAACUAUG